CACGCCACCGCACACUCGCGGUGAAAAUGGGCAGUGGAUGCAGCAAGCGGGUGGAUAAGCAAGUGGCCGACUGGACGUCUACCAAUGUAUGCGAUUACGUGGAACAGUCCUCUAUAUCGAGCGACGCGAAAGCCGCCAUCGUGGCGUGGGUGACGGAUCACGCGAUGACUGCCCCGCAACUCUUGGACAUGGAGACGAGCAUGGUGUUGGCGCAGUUGAAGCUUCCUGCCAGCGACGCGUCCCACGUGGCAACGUUUCUGUCGGAUCUGAGGGCGUUGGCCGCCGCUGAAUGCACAUCCGCAGUGAUCCACACGACACUCCAAGGCCUCCCCGCAGCACUUGAAAAGGCCGUGUACGUGUACGAGAAGUACCCCCUCAUCAUCGACGAGACCGGCCAAGCAGCGCAGUUUUUCAAGUACCAGCGCGGGUGCUUCCUCCUGGCUGGCAACCCCGCUGACGUUACGGCAGCCAUCUUGCGACGGUCUCUCGUUGCGGCGUUGCGUCUCGGUACCGUCAUGACGAUCUGCUUUGACAGGAUCGCUGGCCUCGAACUCGAUCAGUUUUAUUCCGACACGUGGUUUCCAUCGCAAGUAUUGGAUCGGCAAGAAUUUUUCAAGGCGGAGGUGUGGGCGCAAUUGCUGCGGCAGAGCGAAGGAGACCCGGAAGCGUCGUUGUUCUUGCCGUCCGAUUCGUUCAAACUUGUCGUGCUGUGUGGAAAUAUUCCGCCACCUCCGCGAACACUCGAGCGCAUGUGCUUGGUCCGGGUGCAGGCGCUCGACGCGAACACCACCAUCCAAGACGAUGGUGGCGACGUGGCGGCCGCACUGGGCCUCAAAGAAGUGAAGCGCAAUAGCACCGAUGUCGUCGAGGCUGGAUUUGACGGGGACGUGGCAACGAUGACGGCCCUGGUGGAAAAAGGAUUCCACAUUGAGAGCGAAGACGGCCACCGCCACACCGCACUCUCGGAAGCGGCGUGCCAAGGCCACCUCGAGAUGCUUCAAUACUUGCUAUCGUUGGGCGCCAACCCAAACUGCGUCAACGACACGGGUCGUUCGCCGCUGUACCGGGCGAGCUACAAUGGACAUGUGGACAGUGUGAUGCUCUUACUGCGGGCAGGAGCCGACCCCCGCAUCUGUACAAAGGAAGGAGAAAAGCCUUUCGACGUCGCCAAAGGCAAAGAGACAGCCGACGCGUUGAGCGCAUGGCCGGUCGAAACAACCGAACGACUUCUCGCCGAACGCCGCGAGAUCAUGGACAAGAGGCUGCAAGAGCGGCUGACGAGCCACGUUGCCAGAGAACACGUGGCAAAGAUGCGCAUCCGCGACGACUUGAUCAAGCUGGCCAGCUCGACCGCAAGCACGGCUGCCGACCAGCUCAAGGACAUGCUGAUGGGUCUUGCCGCCGACGCGGUGGCCAACUCAGACAAACCUCGAGGGACGGCCAACUCCCGCGACGACCGAGGGUGCACGCUGCUUGCAAUCGCCGCUCAAUGCGACAAUGCGGACGUAGCGACCCUCCUGCUUACCCAUUGGAAGCAAUUCCAAGACGAUGCCCAUCCCGUCGUGCGCAAAGCUCGGUACGCCAAAGACGUGUACAUUGACGUGUUCCGCGCCCAAGUGAACGCGCGAGACAUGAAGGGAUGGACUCCCAUUGCUAUCGCGGUAUUCCAUCACGCGAAAAAGACGGCUCGGCUACUGUUGCAGCACGGCGCCAACCCCCGCUUGAAAAACCAAGUACGGGACGACGCACGUGUAUAACGGCAUGAUCGACCAUUGAGCAGUACAACAAGAACGCCAUCGACUUUGCCCAGGACGAGCUCGACGCAGCGCGGAACAUUGUCACGUCGCGAGCCGAGAUCCGUUCGGUUCUGGACGAGUGGGAGUCGGCGCAGCUUGAGAGCACGUUGGAAAACCAUCGCAACAAGUUUGCGGUCGGAGCGGCCGAACCAUUGCCGUCGGAUGGCGGCGCGACGUUGUUGGCGAUCGAAGUCGCCAUGGAAGCGCAGCACAACGCCGCCAAGAAGAAAUCGAAUCGGAAAAAGGCGAUCAAGACCAAACAUGCCAAAUAGAGCAAGUGGAUUCCGACACAUUCUCGUCAUGGCACUGCUGUGCCGGCGUGGGGAUCGCGUCGUCGACAAGUUGAAGCUUGAGAGGACUAGCACGGAUGCCCGGUUCCUUCAAUCGAGAGUCUGGCGCGCCGAGUGGGUGAUACCUCUGCGCGAAUCUCACGCUUGGGCAAGUGAUAACAUUGCCUCACGCCAAC
Aphanomyces invadans is the source of this 2262-nucleotide messenger RNA. RefSeq lists its product as hypothetical. Lineage: Eukaryota; Oomycota; Saprolegniomycetes; Saprolegniales; Verrucalvaceae. The coding region runs from base 27 to 1757 and encodes 576 amino acids. Gene Ontology annotation, biological process: regulation of barbed-end actin filament capping. The transcript is spliced from 11 exons. The record is from RefSeq and is a predicted model, not a curated record. Gene Ontology annotation, cellular component: cytoplasm; nucleus. Gene Ontology annotation, molecular function: protein binding.